Andrographis paniculata is the source of this 1837-nucleotide messenger RNA. RefSeq names its product galactokinase-like. Gene Ontology annotation, biological process: carbohydrate phosphorylation; galactose metabolic process. The record is from RefSeq and is a predicted model, not a curated record. NCBI's taxonomy places the organism in Eukaryota, Viridiplantae, Streptophyta, Magnoliopsida, Lamiales, Acanthaceae. Bases 201 to 1694 code for a protein of 497 amino acids. Gene Ontology annotation, cellular component: cytosol; cytoplasm. The transcript has 13 exons. Gene Ontology annotation, molecular function: galactokinase activity; ATP binding.
AAAAAAGUCGAUUUCUUUUUUUAUGAAUACUUUUCUGGCCCCGAUCCCAUCACACCGACCCCACCUCACGUAAUAAGUACAAAUCUUACUCAACUCAUAGCCACCCUUGCCCCUCCACUCCACAGACUACAGAUUCUAUUCGAUCAGAAGAUUUUGAUCUGAAAACAAAACCCUUUGCCUAGUUUUUUGCUGCAGAAUCAAUGGCGAGACCCGAAGAGCUGCCGGUGCCCAUUUACAAGUCUCUGGAUCCUGUUUAUGGAACCGGGUCGCAGCUUGAAGAGGCAGAGCUCCGAUUCCACAAUUUGAAGGCCAAAUUCACUGAAUUCUUUGGGCAAGCCCCUGAUGUCUAUGCUCGAUCGCCAGGGAGAGUGAACUUGAUAGGAGAGCAUAUCGAUUACGAAGGUUACUCAGUGCUGCCUAUGGCGAUUCGGCAAGAUACGAUUGUGGCAAUUCGAAAAGUUGAAGGGGAGAAGAUUCUUCGAAUUGGAAAUGUGAAUAGUGACAAGUUUUCAAUGUGCACUUAUCCUGCUGAUCCUGAUCAGGAAAUUGAUCUGAAGAAUCAUAGAUGGGGUCAUUAUUUCCUUUGCGGGUAUAAAGGUUUCUAUGAAUAUGCAAAGUUAAAGGGGAUCGAUGUUGGCGACACUGUUGGACUUGAGGUGGUUGUUGAUGGCAUUGUUCCGACUGGAUCCGGGCUAUCAAGCUCUGCGGCGUUCGUUUGCUCUUCUACAAUUGCUAUAAUGGCAGUCAUGGGUGCAAGCUUUGCCAAGAAAGAACUUGCUCAAUUGGCUUGCGAAUGUGAAAGACACAUUGGAACUCAAUCGGGUGGAAUGGAUCAGGCAAUAUCUGUGAUGGCUCAAUCGGGCCUUGCUGCACUGAUCGAUUUCAAUCCUAUUCGUGCGACUGAGGUGCAACUCCCGGCCGGUGGGACAUUUGUUAUUGCACAUUCUCUUGCCGAAUCUCAGAAAGCCGUCACUGCUGCAACUAAUUACAACAACAGGGUUGUUGAAUGUCGAUUGGCUUCUAUUGUAUUAGGCAUUAAGCUUGGGAUGAAUCCUGAAGAGGCCGUAUCAAAGGUCAAGACACUUUCAGAUGUCGAGGGGCUGUGUGUAGCAUUUUCCGGCACAAACGGAUCUUCAGACCCGAUUCUUGCUGUCAAGGAAUUCUUGAAGGAAGAACCUUACAGCGUCGAAGAUAUUGAAGCAAUUGUGAAUGAAAAGCUGCAGUCGAUCUUUUCCGAAUCUCCUUCUUCCUUGGAUGUGUUGAGAGCUGCAAAGGAUUUUAAAUUGCACCAGAGGGCUGCUCAUGUGUACUCAGAAGCCCGACGUGUCUAUGCUUUCAAAGAUGCUGUUCUAGCAGCCUCAAGUGAAGAAGACACGUUGAAGAAGCUCGGUGACCUGAUGAACGAGAGCCACUAUAGCUGCAGCGUCUUGUACGAAUGCAGCUGUCCUGAGCUUGAAGAGCUUGUCAAGAUUUGUCGCGACAAUAGCGCCCUCGGGGCCAGGCUCACCGGAGCUGGAUGGGGUGGUUGUGCCGUCGCACUCGUCAAGGAGAACAUCGUUCCUCAGUUCAUCCUUAACUUGAAGGAGCAAUUUUACCAAUCGAGGAUCGACAAAGGGGUGAUAGAAAAGAGCAAUCUUGGAGCCUAUAUCUUCGCCUCGAAGCCGUCUAGCGGCGCCGCCAUCAUCAAGCUUUAAUUCAAGAACUGCUACUGUAUUGCAAUGGUGUUUUUUUAUCUUCUUAUAUUUCCUUUACCAGAGAAAUCUGAAACUAUCAAUCUGCUGCAAAUUACAUUUUUUUAACAAAACUCGAUCCAUUGCUUUUUGUUGAGUUUGUUUUA